Phyllostomus discolor (pale spear-nosed bat) is the source of this 4248-nucleotide messenger RNA. RefSeq names its product casein kinase 2 alpha 1 (gene CSNK2A1). Lineage: Eukaryota; Metazoa; Chordata; Mammalia; Chiroptera; Phyllostomidae. Gene Ontology annotation, biological process: protein phosphorylation. The record is from RefSeq and is a predicted model, not a curated record. Bases 270 to 1445 code for a protein of 391 amino acids. The transcript has 13 exons. Gene Ontology annotation, molecular function: protein serine/threonine kinase activity; ATP binding. Gene Ontology annotation, cellular component: nucleus; cytosol; protein kinase CK2 complex.
GAUGUUUCCGCUUCCGUCAGCCGCGGCUGCAGCCUCGCUCUGGUCCCUGCGGCUGGCGGCCGAGCCGUGUGUCUCCUCCUCCGCCGCCGCCAUAUUGUCUGUGUGAGGAGAGGGGAGAGCGGCCGCUACCGCUGCCGCUUGCACCACAGUGCGAAGAAAAGCAGCCUGAAACAAAGUCUUAAACGCCCCUCACCCACCGCUGCCUCUGAACACAGUGACUGCCAGAUCUCCAAACAUCAAGUUCAGCUUUGUUCGCCAACCUGUCUGACAUGUCGGGACCCGUGCCAAGCAGGGCCAGAGUUUACACAGACGUUAAUACGCACAGACCCCGGGAGUACUGGGAUUACGAGUCACAUGUGGUGGAGUGGGGAAAUCAAGAUGACUACCAGCUGGUUCGAAAAUUAGGCCGGGGUAAAUAUAGUGAAGUAUUUGAAGCCAUCAACAUCACAAAUAAUGAAAAAGUUGUUGUUAAAAUUCUCAAGCCAGUAAAGAAGAAGAAAAUCAAGCGUGAAAUAAAGAUUUUGGAGAAUUUGCGAGGCGGCCCCAACAUCAUCACACUGGCAGACAUUGUAAAAGACCCUGUGUCACGAACCCCCGCCUUGGUUUUUGAACACGUAAACAACACAGAUUUCAAGCAAUUAUACCAGACGUUAACAGACUAUGAUAUUCGAUUUUACAUGUAUGAGAUUCUGAAGGCGCUGGAUUACUGUCACAGCAUGGGAAUUAUGCACAGAGAUGUGAAGCCCCAUAAUGUCAUGAUUGAUCAUGAGCACAGAAAGCUUCGGCUAAUAGACUGGGGUUUAGCUGAGUUUUACCAUCCUGGCCAAGAAUAUAAUGUCCGAGUUGCUUCUCGAUACUUCAAAGGUCCUGAGCUACUUGUAGACUAUCAGAUGUAUGAUUAUAGUUUGGAUAUGUGGAGCUUGGGUUGUAUGCUGGCGAGUAUGAUUUUCCGGAAGGAGCCAUUUUUCCACGGACAUGACAAUUAUGAUCAGUUGGUGAGGAUAGCCAAGGUACUGGGGACAGAAGAUUUAUAUGACUAUAUUGACAAGUACAACAUUGAAUUAGAUCCACGUUUCAAUGAUAUCUUGGGCAGACACUCCCGUAAGCGAUGGGAACGCUUCGUCCACAGUGAAAACCAGCACCUUGUCAGCCCUGAGGCCUUGGAUUUCCUGGACAAGCUGCUGCGAUACGAUCACCAGUCACGGCUCACCGCAAGGGAAGCCAUGGAGCACCCCUAUUUCUACACUGUUGUUAAGGACCAGGCUCGAAUGGGCUCAUCUAACAUGCCAGGAGGCAGUACACCUGUCAGCAGCGCCAAUAUGAUGUCAGGGAUUUCUUCAGUGCCAACCCCUUCGCCCCUCGGACCUCUGGCAGGCUCACCAGUGAUUGCUGCUGCCAACCCCCUCGGGAUGCCUGUUCCAGCUGCCGCUGGCGCUCAGCAGUAACGGCCCCUGCUGUCUCCUGAUGCCUGAGCAGAGGUGGAGGAGUCCACUCUCUCCUUGAUGCAGCUUGCGCCUGGCGGGGAGGGGUGAAACACUUAAGAAGCACCGUGUCUGAACCGUUGCUUGUGGAAUUAUAGUAGUUCAGUCAUAAAAAAAAAAUUAUAGGCUGAUUUUCUUUUCCUUUCUUUUUUUUUCUUUCUUUUUUUUUUAACUCGAACUUUUCAUAACUCAGGGGAUGCCCUGAAAAAUUACCUGCAGGUGGAAUAUUUCAUGGACAAAUUUUUUUUCUCCCCUUCCAAAUUCAGUUCAUCAUCACUAAAGAACAAAGAUAAACCAGCCUCAAUUCCAGCUGCUGCGAUUGGGGGAGAGCUCUUCCCUGCCCACCAUUGCUCCCCCACCAUCCCACACUUCAGGGGGGUUGUAUCUCAUUUUGUUUUUCAGAGAUUACAGAAAUGUAGCUUUCUCGAGAGAGGUAGGAAGGAAGGGGGACCCGAUUAUAAAAAGCAGUGUCCUGCUAGUCAUUUACAUCACUUAACUCCAGAAGUGCUUCAGUGGGGUUAUCCUGGUGAGUCUAGUGGAAGUAAGUCUUAAUAGUUACAUUGAAAUGCAGAAAAACUACCCCAAGUCCUAAAAACUUCUGUUCAGUAUGAAUCAUGUCUUACUGACCUGACCCUAAAUCUAACUCACUUAUAAAUUUAGUUUCAGUUUAGUUUAAAACUUGAAUAACCUUCCCUUCCAAGCUCCUUGCCUUGGUCCUCUCCCCUUCAUCUCCCAACAUAGAGCUGGUAGGAGGGGGAAGGCAAAACCUUUCUUGGUUUCCUUUGACUUGGCCAUUUUGAAUUCAGUUAGUUACUGGGUAUAACUUACUGCUUUUUACAAAAGAAAAAAAAACAUUGUUUAUAUGGAUUUCAUGCUAACGGCGCUUUAAGAGGUAAUGGGAGAUGUGGCCACACUUUCAUUUUAAGCUUUCUACCUUCUUUUCCUCCUGCCUUCCCCUGUCCUCACAUGCCAUCCAGUGAGAAGACCUGCCCCUCAGUCUUGUCAAUGCGUCUGAGAGGGAGGAGCGGAGCCGCUGUCUCCGGUGAAACUGAAACGGUAGACCUGUAAUUACGGGAAAACGAUCAACUCUCUUGUUACAGCCCUGCCACCCCUUGCUGUGUGUAUAUAUAAUACUUUGUCCUUCAUAUGUGAAAGAUCCAGUGUUGGAAUUCUUUGGUGUAAAUAAACGUUUGGUUUUAUUUAUCAAGGUUAGAUUUAAGUUCCCUGUGUAAAGGUCUCGCUGGGUGGGUGUCUCAACGUUCACAUCUGAGGGGCCUGCAGCCCUGUACCGUGGAGGCUUCCUAAGCCCCCGUUUUUAUACACCCCUCGUUCGACCCAUGGUACCGGGCAGGGCAGAGAGGCCUUAAAAAAGCACCACAAGCCAAAGCGUCUCUGGGGAUUAAGGAUCCUUUGCCAUAAAACUCAUUUUGUGUCUCAGCAGUGCAGGGAUUGAGGAUGGGAAAAGUCGCCAGUUUUCGUGUGUUUGUGUGUAUGUCAAGUGGAUUUUCCACUGUAAUCCAACCACCUAAGUUUAUCAGGUGCUUCACUGAGGAAGCCUAGUUUUUUAAGCACAAUAGCAAAACCAUCAGCUCUGUAUUUUCUCCUGUUAUUUCAUUACAGUAGCUGCUUGUGGGGACUAGGAAAAAUUCUUCCAACAUGUUUUAAAGCCUAAAGUCUUAGUUCCCCAUUCUCCUACCUUUAUAGAUUCAUAAGCCUUUCUCACCUGGGCGUCAUAGGUAAAUGUAAUUAUUUGAGGAGUUGAAUUUAAUGAACUUACCUAACUUUGUAUAACCCAUCUUGGCUCUAGAAACUUGAUCAAAGCAAUGGCUUUAGUGAAUAUAAUGGUGAGCUUCAGAGAAAGCUAAAGCCUCCUUUUAUAAUGCUUCUCAACUGUAGGGAAAACAUUCUGACUGUGUGGCAGGGUGGUUUCUUUCCUUGUGGCCACUUAUAGUGGAUAUUUAUUGUUCUCGACCCUUUUAUGCCCUAGAAUGCUGUGGGGGUUACCGUGUUGAAUUUGUGCAGAAGCUAAAAGCACCAGAUGUGCCAGAGAUGCAAUUUGUGAUGACAUUUGCACUGGAUUGUGAUUUGAACAGGACACUUAUGACUAAUAAAUCCUUUCUCUUUAGGUGGGGAGGAGGGUUGUUGUAAAUCGAGACUUCACACCCCACCCUUGUAGCUCAGAAUCUAGAUGUAGCAGAAGCUGAUGUGGGGAGCUGCAGACAGCUGAACGUCCCACCGUGCAUCAGACCUUGCAAGAAACUGAAGGUGAAUGCAGAGGACUCUGAAAUGCCACCCAAGAGCCUUUUAAAAGAAACAGAAUUUUUUUUUAAUGCUACUUAAGGAGUCACUGCAGAAGCAUGAAAAAAUGACCCAGUCGGGUGGGGUGGGUGGGGGGCAAGGGUUUACAGAGUAACAACUUAUCUGUUGUUGUAAAUUACCUCAUCUGUAUACCUUGUAUUGGGACACGAUUUCUCAGCACUACCUGUGUCUGCAUUGAUCAGAUGGCAGGAGAUGGAAUGCCAAUAUAAAACAGUUGUGUUGGCAAUUACUCUGAAAGGUUUUUUUAAGUAAUUUUUAGCUUUGUUUGAAGUGGGCUUCCCCACCCCCUCAUUUUUUAAGUUUGAAGUCAGAGUCCCCCUCUCCCUCUUGAUUUAUUGGUUGUAAUUGUAUUGUAAUUGGUAUAACUAAAACAUAACUGUGCUGGGAAGAAGUUGUGCCAUGAAGGUCUUUAAUUUUUUUUUAAAUAAAAACAUUUAAACAAAUGAAA